This is a messenger RNA of Ciona intestinalis (vase tunicate), 2513 nucleotides long. The record is from RefSeq and is a predicted model, not a curated record. NCBI's taxonomy places the organism in Eukaryota, Metazoa, Chordata, Ascidiacea, Phlebobranchia, Cionidae.
CUCCUAUAGCAUUAGUGUAGUGUUGUAUACCCCAGCAUGGGUAUAACAAGUGAUAUAGUUAUUGGUAUACCUGAAUCGGAUUUAUGUGGUUUCGUGUGUAACCUAAUAAGGGAACAUGGAGAUGAUAUUGCAUUGGUUGAUGCAACCACAGAACAAAGUUUCACUUUCAACCAAGUAUGCGACCUGUCAAUCAAGUUUGCUUCUGUGUUGAAUAAGAGAGGUUUAAGAAGGCAAGAAGUUGUUGCAGUUUGUUGUUCAAACUGUAUUGAAUAUCCCAUACUGGUGCUUGGUGCUGCUGCUAAUAAUGCAAUCUCUACUACAUGCAACCCACAUUAUACUUACCAUGAAAUGUUGAAGCAAUUCCAACACUGUCAACCAAAGUUUGUUAUAACUAAUGCUGAUCAAGUUGAAAAGGUUAAACAAAUUGCUGAUCAAGUUAAAUCUAUUCAGGAAAUAUUUACUGUUGACGAAAGUACAGAAGUUAUUUCCAUUCAAAAACUACUGGAGAAAGAAGAUGGGACAUCUUUUCCUACUAAUGUUUCAUUCGAUGUAAAAGAAGAUGUUCUAUUACUUCCAUACUCAAGUGGGACUACUGGAUUCCCUAAAGGCGUAAUGCAUACACAUUACAGCUUUGUGUCUCUAAUGCACUAUGCAAUGCAUACAAAACCACCCAUGCGACUUGUGACUUACACCUGUAUUCCUUUGUUUCACAUAUUGGGAAUAUUGAGGCAAUUUGCAAAUUUAAUCAAAGGAUGGAAACAUAUUAUUGAUAAACGAUUUAAUGUUGAACAGUUGCUGAAAUGUGUUGAAAAAUAUAAGGUUAACACGAUGACUUCAGUACCACCUAUGCUGGUUGCUCUUCAAAACUACCAACAUUUUGAUAAAUAUGACACUUCAAGCUUAAAGAUUGUUGGAUCAGGUGCUGCACCUCUCGCUUUAACUGUGAAGAACAAAACCUCAAAAAACUUGGGCGUGGAUAUAGUACAAGGUUGGGGCUUGACAGAAAUGUUAGUCUCAGUUCACCGAUCACCAAAUUAUCCUGAAGGUUCAGUUGGCCAACUCAUGCCCAAUACACAGUUCAAGGUAGUGGAUCCAGAUAGUUUAAAAGAGCUUGGGAUAAAUGAAGAUGGAGAAUGUUGGGUGAAAGGACCACAGCUGAUGAAAGGAUAUUAUAAAAACCAAAGUGAAACUUCUCGCUGUAUAACUUCUGAUGGUUGGUUUCGAACUGGUGAUAUCGGCCAUUACGAUGAAAAUGGAUUUAUUUUUAUUGUUGACAGACUUAAAGAACUGAUUAAGUAUAAAGCAUUUCAAGUACCCCCUGCCGAGCUAGAAAGCGUUAUCCUUUCCAACCCCAAAGUUGCCGAUGUUGGGGUAACAGGGAUUCCUGACCCUGAAGCAGGGGAAGUCCCUCGUGCUUAUGUUGUUCGAAAAGAUGGGACGUUGACUGAAGAGGAAUUGAACAAUUUUGUUCAAAGUCGAGUAUCAAAAUACAAAUACUUAUACGGUGGAAUCAAAUUUGUGAACAGCAUUCCUAAGUCUCCAACAGGAAAAAUAUUAAGAAGGAAAUUACAUGAACAUGCUUUUAAAGAAUUAAAUAAACUAUAAUUGUUACCAUUAUGCAGCACUUUAAAUUGCUGCCAGCCAUGUUGUAAUAUUAAUUGAAUAAAAAUUUACUUUGUUCUCACUUACAUAUUGUUUUACUCACUAUGAUCUGAGCAUUCUCGUUUUUCACAAUUUACGCCUCGCAAAAGUUUAUGAAGUGUAUUUGACUGAUUAGUAAUAAUUAAUAUCCUGUAUUAUUUUUAUUCUGUAUACUUUUUAUCUAUUUCAGAACAAAUUCCUGUCUUGAACAUUUUUUGCAAUUUUUUAAGCUGAAAGACUUUAGUUAGCAAUAUAAUCUUAUCAUUAUUUCAUUCAUAUUAUUAGCAAAAAAUAGUUACUAUGAUUUAAAUAUUUUCCAAACACUUCUUUUGCAUUUCUUAAUCUUUAUUAAAAUCUAAGGAAUAUAUAUAGAACACCAGAAUAAUGCUGUUUAUGAUGUAACAAUAAUGGUUAUAUUACUUUCUUUUGUACAGUACCAAUGCAAUGAGCAUUAUAACAAAUAUCACCAAUGGUGUACUAUGGUUCUCCCAGUUCCAUGGUUCUGUGGAAUUAGAACAAUUUUUUAUAAGAUUGUAUAUUCAUAACUUUCCUAAUAGAUUUCAUUCAAAGUAAAGUAAGAAUUAUUUAUUCAUUCAUUUAGAUGAUGUUUAAUAAAUGAUUUAUUAUAAUAUAUUGUUCGUUUCGCUCGUUUUAUCGAAUAGGUUGAAACAUUCUAUUAUUAUAGUCAUGUGUUAAAACAACUGUUUUUUAUUGUUACUUUGCAUGUUUUUAUAAUGUUGUAUACUUUUUCCGUAGUAUUGUUUUGAACAAAUAUUUGCUGCUAGUUAAAAUACCAUUUUGUGAGUUUAUUCAAGUUAGAUAUUUGGUUUAUUAUUUUAUAAACUUAAAUAUAUUCUGCUUGCUUUAGAAAA